This is a messenger RNA of Aspergillus brunneoviolaceus CBS 621.78, 2053 nucleotides long. Its product is annotated as guanine nucleotide exchange factor MON1. Gene Ontology annotation, biological process: vesicle-mediated transport; protein targeting to vacuole. The transcript has 3 exons. The record is from RefSeq and is a predicted model, not a curated record. Bases 216 to 1964 code for a protein of 582 amino acids. Gene Ontology annotation, cellular component: fungal-type vacuole membrane; Mon1-Ccz1 complex. Lineage: Eukaryota; Fungi; Ascomycota; Eurotiomycetes; Eurotiales; Aspergillaceae.
CCAACACCGCACCGGCCUCGUCAUGGAAGCUGGGGCCUGUCACUACCACCAUGUGCAUUAUCAUCCUUAGCACAUGUGCAGUAAAUCAAUUGAUUACAGCGACAUAACGAUCUAUCCCUCAACUUUUUAGACCCAUCCAUUUCCCAUCCUCGCGCACGGACGCACAUCUCCCCCGAUCGGAGCAGUUCUUCGAUGCGCCGGAGCUGACGACGAACAUGGUUUCGACGGCCGAUGGUCCAGCGCAGGACGCAAACAACCCUGAGACCGAGAACUCCGCAAUUUCGCCGCCGCCGUCGUCUUCAUUGCAACAGCCCUCCGUUUCCGCGGAUCGCGAAUCCGAGGCAGCUCAGGAGGAAGAGCGACCCCCGCCCUUACCCCCGCGACCGAACACCUUGCGCCUCCUGGAUGAAGGAGGCGCCUCGCUACGCACAUCCCGCCCUGGAGCACCGACGAACCUCCAGUCCAGAGCUACAACAGCGGUCUCCUUGACGGAUAUCGGUUGUCACGAUGCGGGGAAAGAGAGUCACGUUGUGCGCGAAGGCUCGGAGACGCUGAAGGCCCAGGCGAGUCUUAAUCACCUGACAAGUUCCCGCGGGAGCGAGACUGGAGACACGGCGAGUAUCCGCAGCUCGGGACCUCAAGGGGAUAUCGGUGAUGUGGAGAAUGUCUUUGGGGACUUUGUCGCGACCGAUACUGGUCUCAUCCGCAAGCAUAGCACGGGGCUCCUCCAAUUCCCCGAGUUCCAAGCGGAUGACGUGGAGGACGACUUCGCAAGCGAGUUUGAGCCCGUGGGAGAGGUGGAUGAGGAGGGGGGAAAUGAAGAGGAAGUCCUUGCGAAUUGGAAAGCGAAACGGAAACACUAUCUUAUCCUCUCGGCUGCUGGCAAGCCGAUCUGGACACGGCACGGGGAUGGAGGACUUAUAUCCACAUAUAUUGGUGUCAUCCAAACGAUCAUCUCGUUCUACGAGGACUCCAAGGACCCUUUGAGCAGCUUCACCGCGGGAGAUACCAAGUUCGUGAUAGUAACAAAGGGGCCCCUGCACCUUGUCGCCAUCAGCCGGAUGCUGGAGAGCGAUACACAGCUCAAGCUCCAGUUAGAAGCUUUGUACAUGCAGAUCCUAUCAACGCUAACCCUGCCCUCUCUCACGCAUCUUUUCUCCAUCCGCCCUUCGACCGACCUGAAGCGGCCCCUCCAAGGAUCGGAGACGCUUCUAUCCACCUUAGCCGACAGCUUCACCAAGGGAUCCCCCUCCACGCUACUCUCGGCGUUGGAAUGCCUGAAAAUCCGCAAAUCCCACCGUCAAGCCAUCAACAACACCCUCUUAAAGACAAAAGUCAGUAGCCUGCUUUACGGCCUGGUCGUCGCCGGCGGCCGGCUCGUCAACGUCGUCCGGCCGAAAAAACACUCCCUCCACCCCGGGGACCUCCAACUCCUAUUCAACAUGAUCUUCGAAGCCGAGGCCGUCAAGGCCGGUGGCGGCGAAAGCUGGAUCCCCGUCUGCCUCCCGGGGUUCAACAGCAGCGGCUAUCUGUACAUGUACGUCAGCUUCCUCGAUCUUCGCGAUGACGCAAACGCUGCCACCAACGAUACAACAACAACCACCAAAGAGGAAUCUGUCGCCAUCGUCCUGAUCAGUGCCGACAAGGAAAGCUUUUUCGAGUUGCAGGGCAUGCGCGAUGCAUUCGUAGAGGUAUGUGUAUUCAACCUCUCCAAUCCACCAUAUCACCACCAUCACCCGUGUCAGCGUCCAGAAGCUAAUGGCUGUCGGGCCACCAGCAAAUGGAGAGAAACGGCAGCAUCAAGAUCAUCAAAGAAGCCGUCGCGAAAGGUCGCCCCAGCACGACGGACAUCGUCCCGGGGACGGUCUUGCAUCACUUCUUGUACAAGUCGCGGGCGAAUGUCCAGUUCACUAUGUCGUCCUACGACCCUGAGUUUUCCACUGUCUCGCGCCGGCGAAGAUUGAUGUCAACCUACAACAACCUUCAUGCGAGCAUUCAUGCCAAACAUACGCACGUCAAAGUCCACCAUUGCGUGUCCCAAUCGUCUAGCUCC